UCGGCAUCAGGCGCGAGGAGGAUGUGCGCAUGCGUCCCGACAGCGCGCGCGACAGAAUGGCGACUGGCGUGUGAUUGUGAUACGGACUCAAAACUUGGAUCAUGUCAGAAGACUUCAGCCAGUCCCUCACACCACCAGUUUCCCCCUUUGCAGCAGAAGGCUUUUGUGAACUGAGCCCAACCCAACCACCACGCUUCUGCUGUUCCAGUGCAACACGGGAGGACCCCACUGGAGCCCUCUGGACUUAUGGAUACACUGCUGGAGGCUCUCUGGCACGGCUGCUGUUGCGCCUGGACCCGGCCCCUUCAGUGUAUGAGGCGGACACAGUAGAGAUCUUUGGCUUCUCCUGGGUUACAGAGACAGCACUGGUGGAAUCUACUAAGUUACUCUUUGGCCUGUUGAGACAAAAUAUUUGCACAUUGGAAACCCUGACACAGUGCAGUUUACAUGACUUUGGUCAAGCAAGCAGCCUGCACUACGAAGCAGAGGAUCUCAGACUGCAGUGUGUUUCCUUUCUACAGUAUGUCAAAGUCUUUCUGCACAGAUAUCUUGAUCCUUCCGGCACUAUGGAGAUGACUCCUUCCCACCCUUAUGUGGCGUUGGAGGCUCAGUUGCCUUCUGCUCUGUUGGAGGAGCUGUUUAGCAUCACUCUCCUCAUAGGGCGACUCAAAGACCUGCCUGCCAAUGUUCAGAGCGCCUUUACGAUCCAGAACCAGGGAAAGAUUUUUACCCCAUCUUGGCAUUUAUUACAUCUUCAUCUUGACAUCCACUGGUCAGUAUUGGAGAUUCUGCAUGUACUUGGUUGCAAGAUGCAAGGCCAAGUGUUGUACGCCCACCAGAUUGUCAACCUGACAGGAGAAAACCUGACUGAUGUCAGUCUGUUUGAAAGCCACCUGUGCAACCUGCUGUGUGACCUCACUGCUCUGGCCAUCAACAAAUACAUUAAGGUGAGGCCCAUGGAGGCUUUGAUCAGUCAUCAUUACCUUUGCUCCUGCACCAAGGAACUGUGGGUCCUACUUAUGCACCUGCUGGAACACAGGAACAAAAUAAUGCACACGCAGUCUUUCUGGAACUACAUGAACGUGUUCCUGAGGCCUUUGGUUUUAGGGAAGCCUGCAGCAGAACAUUUCAGCAGCCUACCCCCACAUUGUAAAGACCUUCUGGGAUUUGCAUGGUGGCUGGUCACUCAUUUAGCAGUAUUAGGCCAAUACAGUCACAGUGGCACAAUCCAGAAAAUGAAACAGCUGGAGGAUAACUGGACUUUUGUGGCGGACUUGCUAAAGUUAACUUGUAACCUAAAGGCAGGGCUCCCAGAAGAGCAGGUCCGGAUGCAUGUCCACUGCUGUCUCACUCUGUGUCUGCUUUGGGGCCCCAGCACCACUGUCGUCUCCACCCUCUGGGACUAUUACAGCAAGAAUCUGAGUGCCUCGUUCACGGUGCCUUGGCUCGGUGUGUCAGGGCUGGGCACUUUGUGCAAAACGCCCCUGGCUCUAUUGGAGCAUGCUCGCAGUUGCUGCUCCCCUUCUCCCAUUCACUCUCCAGGACACACCCAACUCUACCGCUCGGCCAACUCCUUCCACAUCUUCCUCAGAGUGCUGGCCCUGUGCCUUGCACAGGUUUGUGCUGGUGGAGUCCCACAGAGACAGAUCAAAGGACGGAUUUACUCCAAGUUUUCCCCAAAGAAGAUGCAGGAGCUGUCUGAGGGCGGGCUCAUGAACGUCCUCCUCCUGUUUUUAGUGGUUGCCCAACAGAUUGAGCUGGAGGACGUGGCUGGCAGGGCCUGCGAGCUGCUGGGCUUUCUGCCUGCUAACUGCCCACUCGGACACCGCACCCUGGUGUGGAGGGGUCAGCUGUCGAUGCUGCUGCUUUUCCAGGAGAGAGGAUUGGAUGUUGGUGCCCAGGCUGCUUGGCUGACAGCUUCCUUUAAUGGACUGGCAAAAGAGUUCUACAAGACCACAGAAAGGGCUCGUAAAGUUGCACUCUGGGGGCCUCUUGGCUCUUACCUGGAGGGUGUGGCUGAGGUGUUUGAAACCAGUACAACUCUGUCUCUGUCAGAGGAAAACCUGCUCAGCGAAGGUUUUGGUUGGUUGCUGCCUGCGUGCCAGUCGGAGCUGAAUUCUACCCUGAGCUUCCUGCAGCUUGUCCUUGCCCAGCUCAGGCGUGUCCACCAUCGCAGUGUCCAGUCGGUACCCGCCUCAGCUUGGGCUCACUCCAGUGAUGUGAUGAAAGAGCGCCACUUAGUGGUAGCAGCAGCACUGUGGGCGCACUUUUUCCCUUUCCUUUGCAGCCGGCGCCUCUCUCAAACCCCUCCAGCCCAGCUGGCAGACGCUGCUGCAGGCUUCACCCUGCUGGCUUUUGACCUUCCGGGUUCUGCCCCCCAUGACCUUCAGCCCAGCCCGGUCCAGUCCAUCAUGCAGCGCUUUGGCUGGGAUGACAUGGUUCAGCCGCUUCUCGUGACUCGCUAUCUUCCCCAUCUGCUUGAGAACAGUGAGCUGGUGUCUUCACUCAGUACUGAUUCUGGAGUUGUUGUGUCGAUUUCGGCACAAACCCUCUCAGUGAGGGCCUGGUUCCGCUGCAUCCUGCAGCAGCACCUCCACAAGCACGCUGAUGGAUCUGACAGUAGAACAGGCCGGCUUGUGGAGGAGCAGUUAGGUGAGCUGACCCGGUUGGUGCUGAGACUCCCUGAGGUGGAGAGUCUUCUGCAGAGAGCUGGCCUCCAGCUCACAGCUGCCAGGGUGGAGCCCAGUUCUGCCUUGGAGAUGUUUGUCAAGGCUGUGGGCGUUGUGUACAGCAGACUGCAGGUGUUGUCCGAGCGUUCAGCCAUGGUGACCAGAGCUCUGGACUACAUUGGAGACAUCCUGAAAUACAUUCAUCCAUCUCUGGUCAGCAAGAGCCAAGAAGGAAUACAGCUGGCCUAUUGGGUGGUUGGCUGCAUCGUGAAGCAUUGGAGCCCCAUGCUGGCCACAUCUAAAGCCCAGCAGCUGCUGUUGCGCAUUGUUGAUGUGCUGCUGCUUCCUCGCAACCUCACACAACAGGACAAAGCACUGAGGGACAGCCUGCCACUGUAUCUGCAGGGAUUGUCCGUGGCUUCCAGUGUGUCUCAGUCUCGCGGGGCUUACCUGAAGCAGCAGCUCCUCUCCGUUACCCGAAAAUACUUGGAUCAUUUCCUUCCUGCUGCACCUUCCACUGGUACCAUAGCCAACCAUCCGGUGCUUCUGGGUGCCUGUGAGGUCAACCCAAGCCCCCAGGGGUCAGCAUUGAGGCGUGUUAUCCUUGAGGUGCUUUGUGAGAGCUUCCUCCAGUUCAAAGGUCACAGCCCUCCUCCUCGCCUAGCAUCCGUCCUGACGUUCCUGCUGGAGCUUCUGAGACGGAACACUGACUCGAACCCCACCCUCUUGACUGUGCCGCUUCCAGCUUUGCUGCGCUGUGUGAUGUUGGAUAGUGAGCCGCAGGUGAGGAAGACAAGCACAGAUGCCUUGCAGCUUGUGGUGGAGCGAUGUGCUGCUGCUCCGACAGACGGGCCGUGUGAGCAGAUGAUCGCUGUUUUACGUUUGUUUGUAGAGGAGAAUGAGGGAGUCUACGACAGGCAGAUGUACACUGUUCUGCAGACUGUGGCACUUUUCGAUCAGUCUGUGGUUCAAGCACUCGUUCCCAGCCUGUCACUCAGUCUGAGAAACAAUGAACACAAAAGAGGACUUGGCAAGAACACCACCUUGAGGAGUGCAUACCAUAAGCUGCUGUCCAUGCUCGGAGAGAUUGGCCAAGCAGAAACAACCAGUCUGGAUGAGGACUAGGACCAGCCCAGGAUCUGGUACCAGCUGCAAGAAUAAGACGUUACACCCACCACGUACUUGUUGAGAUCAACAGGAAAUAUCCCAUCCACACAUUUUAAACACAGUGUAUUAAAUGCACUCUGACCCUGAUGUAUUCACUCAUGGAUAGGUUUACAACCACCGACUCUUACCAUAAUCGAGUCAUGUAUUUAUUGUUUUCUUGAUUAGACAGUUUGUUAUUAAGUCUGUAAAAUGUCAAGAAAUGGUGGAAAAUGUUAAUCUGUAUUUUCCAGAGCUGAAGAUGAUGCUUUCAAAUGUCUUAUGAUAUCCACAGCCCAGAGAAAUUCUGUUUAUUGCCAGAUAGGAGUAAUGCAGCUUGUGCAGUAAACCAGAAAAUAUCCAGAUUUAAGAAACUAAAAUCAAAGAAUACGGAUAUUUAAAAAAAAGACUCAAAACUAUUAAUCAGUUAUCAAAAUGGUUGUAGAUUAAUAGUCAGCCACUGAUUAAUCAGUUCAUCAUUGCAGCUGUAGUCAUAGUUCAUUGUACAUAAUGUAACGAUGGUGCUUCGUUAAUGCUGAGUCAG
Molecule: messenger RNA, 4356 nt
Organism: Thalassophryne amazonica
Lineage: Eukaryota; Metazoa; Chordata; Actinopteri; Batrachoidiformes; Batrachoididae
Gene: mms22l
Product: MMS22-like, DNA repair protein
Biological process (GO): replication fork processing; double-strand break repair via homologous recombination
Cellular component (GO): nuclear replication fork
Source: RefSeq, a predicted model, not a curated record